Molecule: messenger RNA, 2333 nt
Organism: Scylla paramamosain (green mud crab)
Lineage: Eukaryota; Metazoa; Arthropoda; Malacostraca; Decapoda; Portunidae
Product: proclotting enzyme-like
Exons: 10
Coding region: 369-1796 (475 amino acids)
Biological process (GO): proteolysis
Molecular function (GO): serine-type endopeptidase activity
Source: RefSeq, a predicted model, not a curated record
AGCAUUAAGGAAGAUCAACAUUAAAAGGUUGCCUUCGGGUGGCAGACUCCAGUGUCACCCCUGGACAUACGGGUAUUUCCACACUUAUGUGCACAUUGCAGCACGUUAAAAGUCUGGAAAGACACAAGUGGGACUGACCAGGUAGUCGCGCGUCACACAGGACCUUGGAAGUAAACAGGCAAAAGCUCGCAUUAUACGGAGUUGCCAUUGCUAUCCAGUCUUCCACCUGUCUGCCUGGACGUAGUUGCAGGCGCAGUCAGUGAAGAACACACGGACUUUUGGUGCACACUGUUAGUACUGUACUGUUAGAACAUCGCCGGGCAGGAAAGGUACACAAAGUAUACACGUGAUAUGGUGUGCACUGAUGCAUGGCCAAAGGAGAGCAUCGGGUCAGGAUGCGGGGCGACGUGUUGGCCUGGUUGGCGGUGGUGUGUGUGGCUGCGGGCGUGGGGCUGCAGGCGGCGACCACCAACGCCCUCCGGCAGAAUCUUCCUCUGUUGGAGAGACUUGGUGAUCACGUCGACGGUCUGAGGGGCGACAGGGUAAGGCGGGCCAAGCCGAGCAAUGGAGGGAAGCCACAGCGAGGUUCACAGAAGGAAGGGUCCAGCUCCAUCAACUGUGAUCAACGCAAGAAUCGAGAUAGACCAGAGUGCCAGGAAGUCCAGCCUCCCAGUGAUGGUGUUAUCGAGCUGUCGCAGUCGCUUCCGUGGGUGAAAGAUUUAGCAAAGGGCGGCGAUAUUCUGGAGCUCACCGACUUACCACGGACGCCUGCCGGGGUGAUGGAACGAUACCUGCUUGCCAUUGGCAGAGUUGACGUGGCUUAUCAGAGAUGCCGAACCCCUCGCCAGGAGCCCGGGGUGUGCCGGUACCUGCAGCACUGCAUCCUGCCAGAGUUCUCCACCAGUUACCAGGCCUACCUGGGAUACGCUUGCAUCAUCGAAGACAAGUACUUAGGAGCCUGCUGCCCCACGGAAGACACCGGCAGCUUCAUGUUAUCAUCCACCUCGGCACCCACGCCGCGCCCCACUACUCUCGCCAGUGACGCUCGAGCGUGCGGGAGGGUCCCCACCAUCAAGAGCGUGACAAGGAUCGUCGGGGGCCAGCCUGCGGACCCCCGAGAGUGGCCAUGGAUAUCGGCACUGCUGAGGCCCGGUGACUCUCAGUUCUGCGGCGGCACGCUCAUCACUGACCGCCAUGUUCUGACCGCAGCGCACUGCAUCACGCCUUUCAAAGCGAGUGACAUCACGGUGCGCCUCGGGGAGUAUACCUUCGACAGCAACAACGAAACUCUGCACUCUGACUUCGCUGUGGCCUCGACGAAAGUUCACGAGGAAUACGAUGACGUCACCUAUCACAACGACAUCGCCAUCAUCACCCUAGAGCGACCCACGGACUUCAGCGAUGACGUGUGGCCCAUUUGUCUCCCCGCCCAGGACGAGACCUACGAGGGAAUGCAGGGGACGGUGAUUGGUUGGGGUACAAUCCACUUUAGCGGCCCCGUGUCCUCUGUCCUGCUGGAGGUGACAGUGCCGGUGUGGACCAACGAGGAGUGCACCGCCAGCUACCCUGACAGGAACAUCACGCAGAGACAAAUGUGCGCCGGUGGCAGGGAGGGCGGCAAAGAUUCCUGUCAGGGGGAUAGCGGCGGACCCUUCUUGAUAAAACGCCUCAGUGACCAACGCUGGACAGUAGCAGGUGUGGUGUCUUUCGGUCUGCGCUGUGCUGAGGCGCAGUAUCCCGGCGUGUACACCCGAGUCGCCGAGUAUUUGGACUGGAUUAGACUCAACACUGCAUAAAUGCCUGCCAGACGUUUUCAGGCGUGUUUACGUAGCAAAUCCCGCUCGCUGGCUGUUCCCCUGCUUACAUAUCGAGAAAAAUGAAAAUACAAAGGAUCAGCAGCGUAAAACUGUGUCGCAUAAUAAAAAAAAAAAAAAGAAAAAAAAGACUACGGAACACAUUUAUAAGAAACAAAAAGGAAAUUAUCUGUUUUACUACCUCAAGUAUUACUGCAAAUACAUAUUGAUAAUGCUGAUGGUUUUGGUGUUGGGAUACUAGUAGAACUACUGAUAUCAUUAUACUACCACUUUUACUACUACUACUACUACUACUACUACUACUACUACUACUAUACUACUACUACAAACACUACAGACCACUAAUAGCUUAUCCAUAAAACCGUUCUUAGAACCUAUUUCCCAGCUCAUGAAUAAUUUAGGGAGUGCAGAGUUUAAUGAAAUUUAUUGGGAUCAAGGCAUGUUAUCAUGAUUCUAGCAAUACUCUAGCAACAAUUCUGUAUCGUCAAUGAAAAAAAUACACAUUAGAACCCGACUAAU